AUGGGCUACAAUCUUACCGCAGAGAUGUUCAGCGAAUGGGCAAUAGGACUGGUUGUCAUUGCAGUUCGAUUGUACACGCGCUUCUCCGUGGACCGUGGAAUGUUCCGCUGGGACGAUGUGUGCCUGGUGCUUGGAACGCUUUUCUGGACUCUCCUUGUUGUAUUCUUAUAUCUGUGCACCGCUGUCUAUGGCAGCAAUAUAGGCCUCAAUGCCACCACUGCCGCUGAGGUGCCGGAUGAUCAGGUCCCAUCGUUAACCAAAGGCUCAAUCUAUGCGUUUCUUGCCUGGCUUUCGUACAUUCUCAUGGUGUGGUCUUUCAAGGGAGUGCUUGUGUUUCUCUACAACAGACUCACGUAA
Messenger RNA from Aspergillus luchuensis, 357 nucleotides. RefSeq lists its product as uncharacterized. The record is from RefSeq and is a predicted model, not a curated record. NCBI's taxonomy places the organism in Eukaryota, Fungi, Ascomycota, Eurotiomycetes, Eurotiales, Aspergillaceae. The transcript is spliced from 3 exons. The coding region runs from base 1 to 357 and encodes 118 amino acids.